This is a messenger RNA of Cuscuta epithymum, 1710 nucleotides long. NCBI's taxonomy places the organism in Eukaryota, Viridiplantae, Streptophyta, Magnoliopsida, Solanales, Convolvulaceae. The record is from the annotation of a GenBank genome assembly.
UUAAAAUCCUAAACCCUAGGCAAAGACGUGUAAGGGAGGGAGUAAUCCGGAAUAAAUAUUCUAUACGAUCACUCAGCCGUAUAAAUCGGUUAAUUCCUACUACUUAGGCGGUCAAGCAACGACUAAAUAGGGUUUAUUAGUUGGUUUAGCUCUAUAAGCAGAGAUUUCGGCCAGAAUUCGAUUUAAGAUCCUUUAUUAUCUGGAAAUCCUAGAAAGUGUUACCCUACGGAAAAUGGAGAACUGCAAAUUUCCAAGAGAGCUGUUGAUUGAGAUAUUGGUGAAGAUGCCCAUAAAAUCUCUUAUGCGAUUCAAGUGUGUGUGCAAAUAUUUGUGUGAUUUGAUAAAGAAGGAUCAUCACUUGAAGAACAAAUUCUAUGAAAUUAAUCGAGGGAAAUACGAUUGUGCUGUUAUAGAGGUCGAAACUGCACCAGGAAGCUCAGCCAACAAACUUUUCGCUUUGCUUCACAAAGAAUCGGAGUGUGAUGAGGUUAGAUGCACAUGCGUAGAAAUCCCAGAUUCAGCUGCAAGAUAUGUCAGUAGUUGUGACGGAAUGUUGUGUUUGAUUUUCAGCAAGGGGGGUUUUGAUCUCCGUUCUUCAGAUUUUUCGGAUUGUUGUUAUACUGGAGAUAUGAAUUUCAACGUUUUGAUAUGGAACCCAUUCAUUAAGGAGAUAAAUGCCUUACCGCCUGUUGUCGUUCCUAACAACCCACCCACCGAUGUAGCUAUCACCUAUUUGUUGUAUGAAGCAUUUGGAUUUGGGAUUUCGAACAACAAGACAUGGAAGGUCGUCAUGCUUUGGCAUUUUGAUUAUGAUCCCCGUGACAUCGAAUUCACUUAUGAAAUUGUAAUGGUUUGCAGCCAAGAUGCAGGGGAUGGUUCAUGGAGGUGGAGAAAGAUUGAUGCUCUUCCAAAUGUGGCUGUGGAACCUACUCAAGACUUUUAUCUGAAGGGAAAAUACUAUUGGCGAGUACACAGCGUAUAUGGCUCCAAUUUACCCUUCUCGGGAGAGCGUUUGCUGUGGUUCGACUUGGACAGUGAGGUUUUUGGGAUGAUCCCGUUGCCUAACACAGGUGAUCAUUUCUCAUGUACCGUCAUGAACGACACUAUAGCCCUCAUUAGUCACCGCUGCGAAGAGGAUUCAUGGCCAAUGGAUCAUAUGGAUAUAAGGUUAAUGAGUGAAACCAGUGGCGACAUUGAUUGGCCUAAACAGUGGAGGAUCGAUUGUGGUGGAAGUAUAGGAAAACAUGAGUUAUUGUAUCCACCAGCGGAAUAUCGAACUUGGGAAGAAGAAUGGAGUCCUGUUGGAAUUUGGAAUCAGGGUGGCCGUUUGCAUCUGUUGGCAUUUCCAGAUAUUAAGAAGUAUCGCGCUAUUGGUUGCUGCGGAACUCGUCGUUUUUCGGGUGAAGACAACUAUAAACCAUAUCUUGUUUCCGUUGAUUUGGAAACGCAGGAAAUGAAGCUCAUUUAUUUGGCUCAGGAAACCAAGUGUGUUAAAAUUGUUUCAAAUUCAUCGGGAAAGUACGUUCAAGUUUUAUCCGAGAGCAGUAUUGAAGCAACCCAAUUAUGGAUGGAUACCUUGCCAUCAUGCCAAGCUUAUGCUCGUAUGUACAACCCAAGUCUAAAACUGCCAUAGAUGAUGACAUUUAGUGAGUAUUAUUUAAUUUUAGUAAUGUUUCUUUUCACUUCCCCUUGAACUUGAGAGCUACGAAG